This is a messenger RNA of Eufriesea mexicana, 578 nucleotides long. RefSeq lists its product as uncharacterized. NCBI's taxonomy places the organism in Eukaryota, Metazoa, Arthropoda, Insecta, Hymenoptera, Apidae. The coding region runs from base 375 to 575 and encodes 66 amino acids. The record is from RefSeq and is a predicted model, not a curated record. The transcript has 2 exons.
CUCUAUCUACGCGUCCGUCUGUCUCCCUCUCCCGGUCUCCAUCUUUAUUUACCUAUCCAUUCGUCCACCCCCGUCUUUCCUUUCUCUUCCUCUCCUUUCCUCCCAGUUCCACGUUCCGCGCGACCUACGUGCUCUAUCUCCGUCUUACUCUCCCUCUCCCUAACCCCUUUCUCCGUGUCUGCCUAGCCCUCGUCCCCUCUCCUCUCCCGACAGCAUCAACUUCCUCUUUCUCUCGCCGACCUUCCAUCCUCCAUCCCUUCUCCGUCUCUCCGCUUCACACCCUUUUCCGCCGAACCCUGGGUGCAGUCACCGCGAGAACCUUCAGCCAACCACCUCUCCAGCAGGGUCCAUUGCGAGGGGAGAAGAGAACCGCGAUGGUGGGUGGUGGUGAUUGCAAGGUCGCCACUGUGGACGUGGAGGCAGCCGCUGCGGACAACACGGCGACGCUUCCGGUGACCAGAUGUCUGAAUCCGCAAAACUCGUCGCCAAACGCGCAGGACAACGCCGAGAAGAACAACGCGGCGAACAAAGAGAUGGAGCUGAAGAACGUGCGCUCGACCCCAGCGAAAAAGUAAGAC